Funneliformis caledonium is the source of this 329-nucleotide messenger RNA. Lineage: Eukaryota; Fungi; Glomeromycota; Glomeromycetes; Glomerales; Glomeraceae. The record is from the annotation of a GenBank genome assembly.
AAGAAAUUACAGGACUUAUUCCAAAAUUUUAUGAUAUGUGUGAAAAUUCCUGUAUAUGUUAUACUGGACUUUAUGAAACUUAUCAAAGUUGUCCAUUAUGUAAUUCAUUAAGAUAUGAUUCAAAAAAUAAAUCUAAAAAAGUAAUGCCAUAUCUUUCUAUUAAAAAGAGAUUGGAGAUUCAAUAUAAUAAUAAAAUAAGGGCUGAAGAAUUACUUUAUCGAUAUCGAUAUAUUACUAAUAAGGAGAUUGAAUCUGAAGAUUUAGAAGAUAUUUUUGACGGAAAUAUGUAUAAAGAUUUAUUAGAAAAAGAUUUCUUUAGUGAUCAAUGA